AUGGACAAAGGUCUCUUCAGUGACUCCCUACAUUUCUCCAACGGUCCUAUCACUCAUCAUCUCACCAGCUCACAAAAAAGGGCCAACCAGUGGUGCAGAUGGUCGCAAGAUGUCAUUCCUUCCUGUCUUAUACCAUACCUAUCCUACAUUCAGCUAACUUCAGCACUAUGUUAUACCAACAUGCCAGGACAACCUCAGCAAGAUCUUGGAGUUUGCAGAGCUGGAUGUAAGACUUGGAGCAUUACAGUUGCAUGCGUGCACUUCAACUUAUUGAAAGAAAUCGACAUCAUUGCAUGCCCUUGUUUCCCUGCCCCCCUCCAGCUCCUCUGUUGUGGUCUGUUUCCAUGUGCUCCUGUUGCUCCCUCACUCGCAGUGGACUUGCACAUUUUAGAGUUCAUCCGUCUGCUCUUUGUAUGCCAGUCUCCCAACCAAACUGCAUGGUGCAAUGCGGUGGAAACUUUUCUAGAUGGAAUGGGAUACAAGCUGUUGUGCGAGAAUAACUUGUGUCAUUGUUUUGGCAAUGCUUUUCACUGGUACCGAGUACUGACCAUCAUGGCUCACAAUCACAUUUCCACUCUCAUCACCGACAUUCAAAAGGGCCAGGCACAUCUCCCACCAAUCGAUAAACCCAGUGAAUACCUUCAUUCUCAUUGUCUGCUUUGUUUUGGAGGAAAUACUUACCAUGGAUCAGAUUCUCAUUCUAUCCCAGACAUUAUUGUUUGCAUAGAUGCUUGUUUUACCCAAAAACAUUCAACUAAUCCUUGCAGUGCUGACACUAUUGACCCUCCUAAUCCAACUCCAACAUUCUUUCUAUCGGGCGACAAUGUCAAAGCGAUGGAGGAUUUCAUACAGAGUUGUCGUGGAGAGAGAUGUCGAGUACGGGUCUCUAGAGCGGAAGGUAACAAGGAUCACUAUGAAGAAGGGAUGCAUGUGCCAGUGUCUGUGUUGAACAGAUGCAGAGAAUCCUUUGUAGCUGCAGAUGAAAAGCGUGAAAAGGCAAGCACUUGUUUUUUUACUGACACAGGCCUGAUGGCCCUGCUAUGUAGACAUGACCAUUGGAAAUUCCUGGACAACAACACUCUAUCAUGCAUAUCCUUUGCCAUUGUGGUAUUCCAUGCAUAUGGCCACCAAUGGCCCUGUCAAAUUGUCUAUCACCCAAGGAAGUGCGAGGGUUUUGGGCUGUCUGAUGGUGAGGGUUGUGAACAACUGUGGAGUUCACUUAAGCAACUCAUCCCAUUGUUACAGGUUUCUGGAUUCUAUCAACAUCUUUUCGUCCUCGAUGUUCAGGUUCGCCACCUGGACACAAAAUCCAUCCAAGGCUAUGGGCAUUGGCUUCACUGGCAAUGGAUCCAUUGCCAGAUGAAGAAGAACAUGGCUCUGGACAGUUUACUCGACUUAGACAUCAACAAAGAUAUGCUUCGGCAAUCCAAAAACAAAGUGGUGGAGGUCAUUAUAACUAUCCUUGCACUGGAGAAGACCCUGGAUGCUUAUGAGACUUCUGUCCAUGAGCUAGAAAUGCAGCUUUAUCUCUCCAACACUCGGUCACAAUGUGCCAAAACCACUGAUACCCUUCAAUGUCAUAAAGCUGCUCUUGAAAUGCAAGCAAAGGCCAAUCUUAAGAAGAUGAAGAACAAUACUUAUCUGACAGUCUGCUUGAAUGCUCUUAAUUUGGAACACAAGAUUCGCGCAAGCACCCAGUACUCUAUCAAACACCAAGAACCCAGGGUUCUCAAAUUGGUCUCCACUUACAACGGCCUAUGUGCUCAGUUGUGGUCUCUGAUAUGCCAGCAGAGAGCUCCCCCUUCUGCUGUUCCACCUCGCCCUAUUAUACACAAGGGCAUCUUUCUACUUGACAUCAAUGAUGAGAUCUGGCAAGAUAUUGGCCUGGACGAAGACAGUAUAAACCCACUGGCAUGGUUAUCGGAUGAGGCCACCAGGUCUGGUAUUCAUUUACAGCUUGAAGUGGAUCAGUGCAUCGAAGAAGAAACUCGUUUGAUGCGAGAGCGGACCAUCAUGCAGGAGUGGAUGUUUGCAGAGUGGGAGGCCAUACAAACUGUGUUGAGGGCUGCGGUUGAUGAUCUUGUAGUGUCAUUCCACAUGUGGGCCCGCACAGACAAACUUCUUCACAUUUGCGUCAUCUGGAAGAAGAAAGUUCAAGAGAUCCCUUGCACAUGGCCAGUUGAGAGUUGGGGUCCUCAAAAUGAAGAUUUACUUCGAGCUGCUUGA
Molecule: messenger RNA, 2226 nt
Organism: Suillus subaureus
Lineage: Eukaryota; Fungi; Basidiomycota; Agaricomycetes; Boletales; Suillaceae
Exons: 11
Coding region: 1-2226 (741 amino acids)
Source: RefSeq, a predicted model, not a curated record